AUGUCUUCUGCCGCAGAGCCUUGGGAAUACCCUGAACACAAGCAAUUUGAACGUGUCCCUACAUUGGACCAGGUUGACCCCAACGAUCGUAAAGCUAUCUACGCUGCUCGUAACCAAAAGAUCCGUGAUGACUGGGUCAAGGCUAUGGAAGCUCGUAUUAUCAAGGAGAAAUUAGACGAAUGUUAUAGAACUGAAGGUGUCAACCAUUACAAGAGCUGCCGUGAUUUGGCUGAUAUGUAUCUUGCAACUAUCAAGACACACAGAGUAGAAGGAUUCCGCAAGAACGCAUAA
This is a messenger RNA of Mucor velutinosus, 291 nucleotides long. RefSeq lists its product as uncharacterized. The coding region runs from base 1 to 291 and encodes 96 amino acids. The transcript has 4 exons. The record is from RefSeq and is a predicted model, not a curated record. NCBI's taxonomy places the organism in Eukaryota, Fungi, Mucoromycota, Mucoromycetes, Mucorales, Mucoraceae.